This is a messenger RNA of Oppiella nova, 340 nucleotides long. NCBI's taxonomy places the organism in Eukaryota, Metazoa, Arthropoda, Arachnida, Sarcoptiformes, Oppiidae. The record is from the annotation of a GenBank genome assembly.
GGUUUCGUAGCUGUAUAUCAGUUGUCAUUUAAAUUGUACUCAAAUUGUGGUUAUUAGUGAAAUACGUCUGAAACCGAAAUUGUAAUUACAAUUAAGGUGUGAAAACUAAUUGUAUUAUACAUUGAGUGAGUGUUUGUCACAUAACGUAAACAUCAAUUGCAAUCAUAUCUAUCGGAUAUAUUGGAUAUAUUGGCCACAAAUCCAUGAAAAGAUGGUUUCAAUAGAGAUCGUAGUGAAGGCCCCGAACCAGAAGUGUGACGACCAGACCAUCACCUGUCAGCUCGAGUGGACAGUCCUCUCACUCAAGUCACACCUUUCCCGAGUAUAUCCAUCCAAACCC